AUGCCACCCAUAGAAGAAGAGCAAGGUGGAACACAUAUUUGUAUAGUAGGAGGUGGAGGCGGAGGGGGUGGCGGGGGUGGUGGAAGAGGUGGUGGACGAGGUCUUCUUCGCCGGCAUCGUGGCCUGCAUGAUGGAUAUGACAUAGGCUGCACAUAUGUCUCCGUACGUAUUACUUUCGUUACUACUGCUGUGCUUGUGCAACUGCUACCGAUACAUCGUCGUUGCCUGCAAAAACAGUGA
Messenger RNA from Strongylus vulgaris, 240 nucleotides. The record is from the annotation of a GenBank genome assembly. NCBI's taxonomy places the organism in Eukaryota, Metazoa, Nematoda, Chromadorea, Rhabditida, Strongylidae.